CCGAUUGGCUCGGUGGCCUGUCACUCAUUUCCAGCUGUCAGAAUCAGAAACCGUGCUGCUCAAACUGAGACAACCAACCUUGAGAGACCUUUCGUGGCCAAAAUGAUGGUUUAAGUAACAAAGCCAUCACCUGGCCCAGCCCUUCCAUCACCAUGGAGACUGCCGCCAGCUACGUGCUCAUCCAUGGGAAGAACAUCUCCCACAGCACCUUAGCGAGCUCCACUGCUGCUGGUCCCCACAUGUCCAUUGACAAGCUAUUUCCUGCCUUGCUGGAGUGCUUUGGCAUCAUUCUGUGUGGAUACAUAGCUGGCAGAGCUGACAUCAUCACUGAGAGCCAGGCAAAAGGUCUGGGCAACUUUGUGUCCAAAUUCGCGCUCCCAGCUCUGCUUUUCAAAAACAUGGUGCUGCUGGAUUUUGGAGGCGUUAUUUGGUCAUUUUUGUGGAGCAUCCUGGUUGCCAAGGUGUCUGUGUUCGCACUGGUGUGUGUUCUCACACUGAUGGUGGCAGGUCCUGAAACUAGGUACGGUAAAGCUGGGCUGUACGCCAUCUUUGCCACACAGAGCAACGACUUUGCACUGGGGUAUCCCAUUGUUGAUGCUUUAUAUAGGAGCACCUACCCAGAGUACCUCCAGUACAUCUAUCUAGUUGCUCCUGUGUCCCUGAUGCUGCUCAAUCCCAUUGGAUUUGCUCUCUGUGAGGUGCAGAAGUGGAGGCAGGCCGGCAACGUGCAGCGAAGCACUGCAGGAGUUCUGGCAGUUGUUGUCCUACAGGUGUUGAAAAAUCCAAUCGUGUUCAUGGUGGUCAUAGGGAUCGCCUCUCACUUCGCUUUGGGCCAGAGGAUCCCUGCUGUGCUGUCCGACUUCAUUGAUGGCUUGGCCAACUCUUUUGGAGGGGCGGCCUUGUUCUACUUGGGCCUCACCAUGGUGGGUCAGUUGAGGAAGCUGACACGAGAUGCUGGAGUCGCUUUGAUUCUUCUCAUCACUGCCAAACUUUUGGUGAUGCCGCUUGUCUGCAAGGACAUGAUGGAUAUUCUGGACGUGGGUGUCAACAGUACCAGUGCCAACCACACCAGUUUGUCCAACUUUGCUUUCCUCUACGGCGUCUUCCCCACUGCACCCAGCGUGGCCAUCUAUGCCGGACACUACAGCUUAGAGCUGGAAGUGGUGACUUCAGGCAUGGUCAUUAGUACGUUCCUCUCGGCCCCCAUCAUCUACGUCUCUGCCUGGCUUUUGACAAUCCCCCUCAUGGACCCCGCCCCUCUGGUCGCAGAACUCCAAAAUGUCAGCUUCAAUAUCAGCAUCGUCUGCUUGGUGGCGCUGGUUUGGACCAUCGCGGUGAUGCUCCUCAGCAGAAAAUUCAACCGUCUUCCUCACCUCUUUGCCUUAAAUCUCUUCUUGGCUCAGUUUCUGGUAUGUGUCAGCAUGAUCCUGUGGAACUUCCUGGCCAGACAAGAAGAUAAUCUCAUCGGAAAAAUUCUGGCCUUUUCGCUGCUUUACAGCUCUCUGUACAGCACGUACAUUUGGACAGGUCUAAUCCCACUCUGCUUGGCUCUGACCAGCAGAGAUGAUCUGCUGAGGCUGCGACCGGCAGUUUUCAUGGUUUUGGGUUGGGGGGUUCCCUUGAUCAUGGUCGGAGGUCUUUUAUUAUCAGGCCACAGGACCGACACCAUUGAUUCAGCCUUCUUCUAUGGCAAAGCUCAGAUCAUCAGCACAGCCGUGGUGCUUGCAGUCAGCCUGGGGCUGGGUGCGAUCUCUCUCAUGGGUCUCAGCCAGGGAGGCAGAGAGCAGAGAGGAUACCACGUCCUGAAUAGAACUGCUGUUCCUGCUGCUCAUAAUGAGGAUUCGAGGACCCCUGGUGGUGUGGAAGAUACACAACAACCACAACAACAACAGCAGCAGCAUUACGCAGAAACUUCACCUGCCUGCAGCAUUAACUCAGACACACACACUCCUCCUUUCCAGUCGGUACCUGAUAUGAUUGCCAGCACACAGCUGAACCACGGCAACAACACUGGCCACACAGGGGGGCUAUGCGAUGGUCAUCAGCAGAAUUCAUCCUCGUCGGAGCAUCUUCUAAACCUGGCUGGACCAGAGCGUCAACACACUGCUGAUGAUAAGCAAACAGUCAGACACGUCUUGCUGUGUCUCCUCCUUAUUGUCAGCUUGCUAGCAAACCUCUCCAGCUGCCUUUGGUGGUUGUUCAACAAGGAUCCAGGACGACUCUACUUGGAAUUGCAGUUCUUUUGUGCUGUAGCAAACUACGGACAGGGCUUCCUGUCCUUUGGGAUCUUCGGUCUGGACCAUCACCUCAUCAUCUUACCCUUCAAGAAGAGGUUGCAGGGGUUGUGGCGAGGUCACGACGCAGAGGAGCAGAGUCCUUCAGGAGGUCCUGAGGAGGUCAGACUCACCUGCACGCAGUUUGUCCGCUACCACAAGGAGCAGUGUGUGCAAGAUAUAGUUCACACGCGCAGGUUCUGGAGCGACCUCCCGCAGCAGCAGCAGCCGGAUCCUCAGGCUGACCAACACCAGCAUGAACCCGACUUAGACUCACCUAACCAGCAACCCCACAUCCAAAGCACGUUCCGGGGCUGCGACCUGGUCGACUGGCUGCUGGGUCGUGGCCUGUGUGCCGGGCGAACCCAGGCUCGGCGCUACGCAGCAUGUCUCCAACAGGGAGGCGUGUUCUGUGACACGACGGGUCAGCACAGCUUCAGGGACGAGUGCACGAGGCUCUACCAUUUCAUACAGGAGGAAGAGACUGAUGGCUGAUGGUCCGGUGAGGAGGAAACCAAACAGCAUCCACCAGGCCACAACACAGUGCCUUAUGGUGCAGUUCUUCCAUCCUCCACUAGAGAAGCUCUUGUUCUUCAAAGUGCAGGCAAGUUCCCGUUAAAAGUUUAGUUAUGCAUAUCAUAUGAAGGUUCAGUCGCCUUCCAUGUUGGUUGGUGGUUUCUGCUUUUGAUUCUGCUCCUCUCUCUUAACUACUGACAUGAUUUGUUUUGAUUUCCUUUUAUUUCAGUGCACACUAUGUGAUCAUUGGACCUUUCAUUGGGUACACAUUAAAAUGACUCCAGGGUCUUUACAAAGAUAAUAAUGCUCAGUUUUUGCACAACGUACUGUUAAAAUUAGCAAAUGUUGACAUAAUGAAUACCUGUGUGAUAUUAUUAUCUUUGCAAAGUAAAUUAUUAUUAUUUUUUUAAUUCUACAGCAAUUCAUUUGUCCUCAAUGUUGCCUAUUGUCCCUACUGUGUGAUUUUCUUGACACUACAAGUCUCCAAGUACCACUUUUGGAUGGCUUUGACUGCUUGCAUGACUCAAACAUAUAUGCAAAUCUCACCAGGAAAUAUGUGCCCUGCGCUAUUACAUCUCAAUUUAAUAACCUUCCGCAAAUGUUGGACAGUUAAAUAAAUAAAUGUUAAAUUAAUACAAUGUUUCCUGUCAAAUGGAAACAUGUGUAAACUUUAAAAACCUGCUUUACAAAGGGUUUAGCUUCCACUGAAUGCUGGCUGUACACCUUCUCACGGUUGACCUGUUCUGUGCUGUUUUUACUGUGACGUCUGAACUACACUGAAAUAAGAGCUGAUUUAAGGUGGAUUCAUGUUUUAAAAGAGGGCAUAUUCGAUACAUACACUAAUCUACGUUAGGGAUAUUCAGCUAAACAAUGAAGUGAAAAAGCACUACAACUUCACAUUUUGACCUUUUAAACUUCUGAAUGCACAUGUCCAACUGUUGAAUGACGGAGAGGACUGCUUACAUACCAAUUCUAAUUUAACCAGGACUUUUAUUGGUCCAUUCAUGGUUCACACACUUGUGCCAAAUAUUGAAAAGCUGGAUGUGUUCAUUCAGAAGUUUAAGGAAGGUCAUAAAUGAAGUUAAUCCUAAAAUUUCACUCGAUAUUGCUAACUUUUUGUGAGUUUUCUUCUGUUUACUGAUGUCACAUGACUUUAUGUGACAGGGCGUCUCGCCUCCGCCAAUGUGAAGGUGUGUUUUGGUGUGUGCAUGAUGUAUGUGUCACGUGUAAGAGAGAAUAAAGAGAUUUUAAUAAGACGUUUAUUGUACG
Molecule: messenger RNA, 4058 nt
Organism: Doryrhamphus excisus (bluestripe pipefish)
Lineage: Eukaryota; Metazoa; Chordata; Actinopteri; Syngnathiformes; Syngnathidae
Gene: gpr155b
Product: G protein-coupled receptor 155b
Biological process (GO): transmembrane transport; intracellular signal transduction; negative regulation of BMP signaling pathway
Cellular component (GO): membrane
Source: RefSeq, a predicted model, not a curated record